Molecule: messenger RNA, 716 nt
Organism: Sphaeroforma arctica JP610
Lineage: Eukaryota; Ichthyosporea; Ichthyophonida
Exons: 1
Coding region: 29-406 (125 amino acids)
Molecular function (GO): nucleic acid binding; zinc ion binding
Source: RefSeq, a predicted model, not a curated record
GGCCGAUCUCAGCCAGUAGAUACAAGACAUGGUCUUGCCACCAAACUGGCAGACUGAGUGUAUAGAAAAGUUGAUGGCGAUUAGGAAGACCGGCGCUGUGCAAGCUUACACAGAUAAGUUUCAAGAGCUUUUGCUUGAUGUACCGAACAUGCAAGAAAACGAGGAUGUAGCUAUAUCCAUCAAGGGACAUGACGACCAGUUGAAGAUGGAGGUACGCUUGAAGUUAACUAAUGAAGACGGCUUAGUAGAGGCAAUGAAAAUUGCAGACAUUGUAGCUUCGAUUAUUCAGAAGUCAUCUGGUGCACGUGACAAGGCAGAGGAAUCGAGUCAGGGCACAGAUGGGAAUAGCAGCAAAGACAAGUGCAACAUGUGUGGGAGGGCUGGCCAUUUUGCAAAGGACUGUUAGUUUGACGGAGAGUGCCUAAAAGUGUGGUAAGAAAAUUCACAUGGCAACUGUAUGCAAGCACGCAUAACGGGACGGGCUAAUCGUACGACGGCUAGGAGAUAGUAAAAGACUCUGGCGAGAAGAGUUGUUAAUUGACGGUCGUACAGUAUCGGCCAUAUUAGACAGUGGGGCUGAGGUAAACUUACUACUGUAAGAUUCGGUCUAUUAAGGCGAUAUUGAUGCCUUAGAGUAAAUAAAUGCGUAGGUAAAUUCUAAGUAUCGUGAAAAUAUCAAAGUAAAUAAAUGAAAUGAGACGUUUAGUAAAGUUAGG